AGUACCAAGACUUGAAAUUAAAUCUUUAGGAGAGCAGAGCGAAUCAAAUACGUCCAUCUGCUCACAAUUUCUUGGUCCUCUUGUUAUCACUACAUAUUUUUGGCUCUUCUUCAACGAGUCGCAUCAUCCCCCGCCUUUGUUUUUCACGAUUAUCACCAUCAGUUGCAGUUAAAUAUGGAUCAGGGGAAAAAACAAAGCUCCAUCAUCGGAAGCAGCAAUAACAAGAUCUACUUGGAUCUCAAGGAUAUUAUACGGGAGCAUGCCCUUCAAUUCCUUCCAGCUAAAUCACUUUUUCGGUUUACAGGAGUUUGUCGAGACUGGAGGUUCCUGAUCUCGACUCCUUUCUUUGCACACAACCAGUCAAACAGUUUCCGUAAGAUCUCAGGCUUCUUUUUUCAGUCCUCACCUGGUGAUCAAUCCUUUCUUUCGCUCAACCCAAUGGCCUAUGGUGUUCCGGACCCUUCUUUGAAGUUUUUGCCUGAAGCUGUUGACAUUAAGAGUUCUUCUAAUGGAUUACUUUGCUGCCAGGGUCUCACUGACUACAAUGCUUACUACAUUUGCAAUCCUGCUACCAAACAAUGGCAAAAGCUUCCUAAACCAGAAAAUUAUCAUGGCCCUGAACCUGCUGUUGUGCUCAUUUUUGAACCAUCAGUAUUGAAAUUUACGGCUGAGUACAAGCUUGUUUGUGCCUUUCCAUCAGAACUUGAUGGAUACGAAUUUGAGAUAUAUUCCUCUGCUGAAGGAUCCUGGAGAACUUCUGGUGAGAUUUUCCUUGGGAGUUGCAAGAUCCAGCCAAAUUCAGGUGUUCAUGCAAAUGGUAUUAUUUAUUGGACAGCAAGGAAUACUAAAAUUCUUGCUUUUGAUCUCACAAUCGAGCGGUCACAACUCUACUAUGGUGGUGGGACCUUGGGCGUGAUCAAUGGUAAACUUUGCGGGUUGUCGGUAUCUCAUCAGAAGCUGUAUGUUAAAGUGUUAUCUAAUACAUACACAAAUACAAUGCAAAUGCAUAGUAAUAUCAAGACAUGGGAAACACACUUUAUCACUUUAGACGAUUCUGCUCCUGGCGGGGCUGUUUUUAAUCCAGAUGGUGUGUUGUAUGCACAAGAUGAUAAUUUGGUCCUUCAGUCAGGGAAAACACUUUAUUCAUAUGACAUGAAGACAAGAGAAGCCAAAAUCCUUAUGAAUGAAUCUUCUAUCAUCAGUGGUAAGAUCGUUUCUUACGUGAAUAGCCUCGUUGAUAUCUAGUUAAUCUCUCUUCUUGCACUGCUGCACAGCCCUAAAAUUAACUUUAGAGGCCGUCAUGGUUUGGAACUUAAUAGUUGUGUGUUUUGGUUAUGUUUAUUUAGAGCUUUUAUGUUUGUAGCAACAUUGCUCCUUUCGUUUACUGAUUAAACUCUUAUCUUUAGAUGGGCUUUUCAGAGAAAUAUAAUA
Messenger RNA from Pistacia vera, 1431 nucleotides. Its product is annotated as F-box protein At5g49610-like. Lineage: Eukaryota; Viridiplantae; Streptophyta; Magnoliopsida; Sapindales; Anacardiaceae. The record is from RefSeq and is a predicted model, not a curated record. Bases 175 to 1245 code for a protein of 356 amino acids. Gene Ontology annotation, molecular function: protein binding. The transcript has 2 exons.